This is a messenger RNA of Scomber scombrus (Atlantic mackerel), 3873 nucleotides long. Its product is annotated as probable E3 ubiquitin-protein ligase HERC4. Bases 1 to 3015 code for a protein of 1004 amino acids. Lineage: Eukaryota; Metazoa; Chordata; Actinopteri; Scombriformes; Scombridae. The record is from RefSeq and is a predicted model, not a curated record. Gene Ontology annotation, biological process: protein ubiquitination; ubiquitin-dependent protein catabolic process. The transcript is spliced from 23 exons. Gene Ontology annotation, molecular function: ubiquitin protein ligase activity.
AUGUAUUCCUGGGGAGAGGACAGUCAGGGGGGCUUUAUUGUAAAAGACGGCUCCGGUGUAGCAUGUGAUGGAGUUUACUUUCUGAAGCUCGGUUUUCACAUCAAGGAUCUGUCAGCAGGUCACAGUGUGCUCGCUGUCGUCAAAAGUGAUGGAAACGCAUUCAUCAUCCGCACAAACGAGAGCAACAAUGGAAGAAGAGUGAGAGGAAAACAGAAGUUUGUGAAACACAAAGAGAAGAUUCAGGCUGUGAGUUGUGGUGAUGAUGUGGUCACACUGCUGUCUCAGACCGGCAAAGUUCUCUGUGUGGGCCCAGUUCACACUUCACCCAUUCCCAGGACCCCAGAAGCUUUGUGUAACAUACCAGUAUCUCAGGUUGCUUGUGGGAGCCAGCAUUCAAUCGCUCUGACCAAAGAUGGUCAGGUGUACACAUGGGGCCAGGACUCCAGAGGCCAGCUGGGUCUGGGAAAGCUAAAGCUCGACACCAAUUCACCCCAACACCUCCAAUCCUUGUCAUCGAUCCCCCUGGUCCAGAUCGCUGCAGGGGGGGAGCAGAGCUUUGCCCUCUCUGUCUCUGGAGGGGUGUUCAGCUGGGGCAGAAAUGACCGUGGACAGCUCGGGCUGGGAGACACUACAGACAGACACACACCAACCCCUGUUCCUUCUUUGGAAAUGAAGAAAACUGUUCACAUCUCCUGUGGAAAGGACCACACUGGCAUUUUAACAAAGGAUGGUGUAGUGUUUACAUUUGGCUCUGGUCAGUAUGGACAGCUUGGGCACAACUCAUUCAGUGAUGAACUACGUCCUCGCAUUGUUGCAGAGCUCUGGGGGGCAAAGGUCAUCAAGAUUGCAUGUGGACGACAUCACACAUUAGUGAUGACGGACUCCAAGAGAGUCUACUCCUUUGGGUGUGGAGAGCAAGGCCAGCUGGGACAUGGAGAGGAGAGUCAUCCAUCUGUGCCGCUGCCUGUUCAACUACCACAGGAUGCCGCUGAUGUUUCACAAAUUCAGAACAUCUACGCAGGAGGAAACUGUUCCUUUGCAAUGUGCUCGUCUAAUAAGGACGUUCACAAAGGGUCAAACAGUGACAGUAUGAACAAGGUUCAUCACUGUCUUGAUGGUUUGAUUGACAGAUGGACCUCUGAACAUGAUUCAAAGUCAUGGAAAAAGAUCAAACAGGAAAUCAAAAGGACAUUUUCCUCUGCAUCCUGCCUGAAUCAAAGCUUCCUUGAUCAAAGCAACGAUAAACAUUUCCAGACCUCACAAAAGUUCUCCGGCUUGAACUUGUCAGUUGCACGACUUGCUUUCCAGAAACUGGUACAGAAGGAUGAUGUUUGGGAAAAGGUUGAGGCUGCUGUCAAGCAGUUGCUUCCCUCUCUUUAUGAGAAACCAGUAGGAGUGGAGGGGCUGAGGAUCUAUCUGCUUCUCAUUGAGCUUCUGCAUGUGAUCCAGAAACACAAACGGCAACAGGGCACACACUUUGCUGAGUUGGUCGCCGCUGCUGUAGUAAGACUGUCUGCUGACAGCCUCCAAGUCAUAGUGGGCUGGUGGUGCUCACUGUUGCCCUCCACUAAGGUUAAACAUGUCAAAGUGUGGAAGCGGGCACUCACACCUAUCCUGUCCUCCUUUCCUGUUCCACACGACUCUGGAGUCAAGAACCUGCUACUGGUCCUCCAACAUAUGUACAAUGCCAACAACAGGACUGAAGGUUGUCAGAGGAUCCCAGAUGAAACGUUUUGUAUGGGGGUUAACCAACUACUUCUUCAAGAGGAUCUGAAAGUUUGGCGUUCAAUGCCAAGAAACUGGCCAUAUAUCAUGUGUAGCUUCCCAUUUGUGAUGGAUCUGAAAUCAAAGAUAAUAGCUUUUGACACUGAUGCCGGCUGGACACAGGUGCAGAGGCAACAACAGCAGUUGUUUUGGACAUUCUAUGGAUGGGUUGCUCAAGCAAAUCCUUGCUUCUUUGAACUGAAGCUGAAGCGUGCGUCACUCAUGGAAGGCACCUUCCAACAACUGGCUGCUGCUCAUUCCAGCGACCUCAAGAAACCAUUCGUGGUCUAUUUUGAUGGGGAACCAAAGGUCACAGAUGUCUACAAAAGAGACUUUUUUCACCACUUGUUUCAUAACAUGGUGUCAACUAAAUCUGGGAUGUUCAUGUUCAACGACUCCGAUACACUGGCAUGGUUCCCCUCCAAGGCAACAGAGGAGGACAAGACAAACUUCUUUCUGUUUGGACGUUUGUGUGGAUUGGCCUUGUACAACCAGAGUAUCAUACAUUUACCCUUCCCACUGGCUCUGUUCAAGAAACUGCUUGAUGUAGAGCCUUCACUGGAGGACAUGUUAGAGUUCAGCCCAAGAGUUGGAAAGAGUCUACAGGACAUCUUGGACUAUGAAGAUGAUGUCAUCGAAAGCCUUGACUUGGAUUUUCUGAUUGACUGGGAUAAGACAGAGGUUGAUCUUGAUCCCCAAAAUCCAAGAAAGCCUGUGACAUGUCAAAAUAAGAAGGAGUUUGUGGAUGCCUACGUGAAUCAUGCCUUCAACAUGUCAGUGGAGGUUGUGUUUCAGGAGUUUAGGCGAGGCUUCUUCCAGGUGUGUGACCAGCGUAUGGUGAAACUGUUCCGGCCAAAGGAGCUGCAGGGACUCCUGGUGGGCCAAGACGUGUACGACUGGGCAAAGCUGAAACAGAACACAGUCUAUGAAAUGGUCUAUCAUGGUGGCCACCCCAACAUACUGACGUUUUGGGAGGUUUUUGAUGAACUGACAGAAGAACUGAGGAAAGAUUUCCUUUGGUUCCUGACUGGUUUUAGGAGGGCUCCUAUUCUUGGAAUGGAUGAUGUCCGGAUGAAAAUUCGAGUUAAGGAAGUCCUGGACACCUCCAGCGAUCAACUGUUCCCUGAGUCACUCACAUGUCACUCUAUUCUGGAGUUGCCCUUAUACUCAACCAAGGAGAUCAUGCGAGAGAAGCUGAAAGAGGCUCUGAUAACGGAGAGAGGAUUCUCAGAUCUUCCUCAGAUUCACUGAUCAUCAGCUGCUGGACAGGAGCGUGUACUGUAUCUGUGCUGGGGUGGGCCUGAUUUCUAUCAUCUUUCCUGCACUAACUCACCUUAAAAACAAACUCACUGUGCCGAAUGCAAAUGACUUGAUAUUAUACAAAUGCACAUUUAAAAAGGAUGUCUAAAGAGCAUUUGGAGUCAUUCCCACUUAAACUGAAGUCACUUUAAAUGUCUUUGUUUUUUUCCUUUAUAUUAUUAUAUACUGUAUAUUAUUAUAUAUCUUGCUAUUCUAUCAUUUAAGUGAAGUUAUUAAUACACAUGACUUUUACAUAUUCUCAGGGACAAAGUCCAUUUUUGUGAUUAUUUAUUGAUCAAAUUGCAAUAACCAGAGUAUAGUAUAUACUUUCUGCAUUCCUGUACUAAAUAUUAUUUUUGUUAAAAUUCUAAUAUUGCUAAUUCUUUGUCUAAUUGGUGAUGAUUAAGUUGUAUGGUAUUUUUGAGUUUACAGUUUAUGUCGGGGUUCUGUUGAAUUGUAUUAUAUGGGUCUAUUAAGGAGACGGACAAAAUACUGUAUUAUAAUGGUUGAAUGCUACUGUACCUGUAUAUGGUAGCCAGGUGCCUUCUUGAAGAAUGUUCUAACUUUAUGUUAUAUUGCAUACCAUUCCUGCUGGGUGCCGUUAUUUUAUCACUAUUGUAUAUUUUGUAUUUAAUGUAACAAUGGUCUUGAGUCGAAAGGCUUAGUUUAAAAACAGAUUUAUCACAUGUAAAAUAUGUCAUUCAAGGUUAUAUCUCAUUCUGGGCAUUGUAGGUUUGGGGUUUUCAGUAUAAUGCAAUUUAACGUAUGCAAUGUAAAAGCAUGUUUGGUUUGUAAAAUCAAUGAAGGAAG